Messenger RNA from Ilex paraguariensis (yerba mate), 2318 nucleotides. The record is from the annotation of a GenBank genome assembly. NCBI's taxonomy places the organism in Eukaryota, Viridiplantae, Streptophyta, Magnoliopsida, Aquifoliales, Aquifoliaceae.
CCUAUCUUUUGCGUGUUUAUGUGUGUGCGUUUGUGUUUUCCAUGAUGGUGGUUGCUGUUUCUGAAGCACCUUCAACGACACACCCACCACAAAACCCGCGAAACCCCAAAGCUUGUUCACAAGAUGGGUCCCAAAUCAACCCAAGAAGACCCCCAUUGUUACCAUCUGAGAAAGACAACAAUGGAAUUGGAAUUAACCCCAAAAGACCCAAAAAAAAACAAGUCCCUUCAAGAUACAUGUCCCCUUCUCCUUCCACUUCAAAUUCCUCAGUCUCUUCUUCAUCUACCACUUCCAGAAGAUUCCCAUCUCCUAUUGUUUCAAGAAAUUCGACACCGGCGUCUAAUACACCAGCUUUGGGACCGAAACGGUCUGUGUCUGUCGACCGGAGGCGUCCUGUGGCCUCUAGACCCCUCACACCAGACCUUGCUCCGAAACCUGGCAAUGCUCGUGAAAUGUCAGCUGCAACAAAGCUUCUGAUCACUUCUACUAGGAGUUUGUCGGUUUCGUUUCAAGGGGAAACGUUUUCUCUUCCUAUUAGUAAGACUAAGGUGGCACCACCUACACCAAAUUUGAGUAGUGUGAGGAAGUGUACAUCAGAGAGGAGGAGUAGUACUCCAGUGAGAGUGAAGGUUGAGAGAGAAGGACAUCAGGUGGAGAAUUCUAAACCAAUUGAUCAGCAUCUUUGGGCUGGUAGGACCCGGCAAGCAAAUCCAUUAUCGAGAAGUUUAGAAUGUGCUAGUCAGAAGAGUAAGUUUAUUGGAUCUGGGAAUGUCAUCAGGGCAUUGCAACAAUCUAUGAUUGAUGAGACUAGGAGGGCAUCCUUUGAUGGUAGAUUAAGUCUUGAUUUGGGCAAUCCUGAGUUGUUGAAGACAAUUUCACAAGAUCCAGAUGGGAAUUCAGUUAAUGAGUCGUCAGUGCCGUCUGAUCUCACUGCAUCCGAUACAGAUAGUGUUUCUUCUGGUAGUACUUCAGGAAUACAAGAAUGUGGUGCAGUUGCCCGUGGGCGAAGUGGGCCACAUGGAAUUGGUGGUUCGGCUAGGUUUUGGCAUGAAACUAACAGUCGGUUAAGGAGGUUGCAGGAUCCGGGUUCGCCUUUAUCCAUGAGUCCUGGGCCCAAAAGGGUAGUUCCUCCAAAGCUAACAAAGUUUCCAAGUGAUAGUCUAUUACCAUUGCCACGAACAAUGUCAUCGCCUAUUCAGGCAAGUGUUAGGCCUGCAUCGCCAAGUAAGGUUGUGCCAUCAUUUCCAUUGAGGAGAAUGCCUAGUCCAUCUCGGGUCAGAAAUGCCGUUGCUAGUACCAUUAGUAGUAACUUAAGUGAGACACCUUCAGUUCUUAGUUUUGCUGUUGAUGUUCGAAGGAGGAACACAGGAGAGAACUGUGUUUUUGAUGCACAUCUGUUGAGGCUUCAGUAUAAUCGACAGUUGCAAUGGCGCUUUGUUAAUGCUAGGACAGCAGCAGCCUUGUUGGUGCAGAAACGCGGUGCAGAAAAAAAACUGUGGAAUACAUGGAUCACAAUUUCAGAUCUACGUGACACUGUCACCAAGAAAAGACACAGGUUGCACUUGCUGAGGCAAAAGUUGAAGCUGGCCUCCAUCCUCAAGGGACAAGUAACCUGCCUGGAAGAUUGGGCUUUUUUAGAUAAAAACCACUCCAUUUCUUUGCUUGGAGCAAUUGAAGCUUUGAAGGCUUGCACUCUUCGUCUUCCUGUUGUUGGAGGAGCGAUUGGUGAUAUUCAAAGCUUGAAGGAUGCUGUUGCUUCAGCUGUUGAUGCGAUGCAAGCAGUGGCAUCCUCGAUAUGUUUAACAUUGUCAAAGGUAACCUGCCUGGAAGAUUGGGCUUUUUUAGAUAAAAACCACUCCAUUUCUUUGCUUGGAGCAAUUGAAGCUUUGAAGGCUUGCACUCUUCGUCUUCCUGUUGUUGGAGGAGCGAUUGGUGAUAUUCAAAGCUUGAAGGAUGCUGUUGCUUCAGCUGUUGAUGCGAUGCAAGCAGUGGCAUCCUCGAUAUGUUUAACAUUGUCAAAGGUAACCUGCCUGGAAGAUUGGGCUUUUUUAGAUAAAAACCACUCCAUUUCUUUGCUUGGAGCAAUUGAAGCUUUGAAGGCUUGCACUCUUCGUCUUCCUGUUGUUGGAGGAGCGAUUGGUGAUAUUCAAAGCUUGAAGGAUGCUGUUGCUUCAGCUGUUGAUGCGAUGCAAGCAGUGGCAUCCUCGAUAUGUUUAACAUUGUCAAAGGUAAAUCUCAUUGGCUUAUUUUGUAGGGCAUACUUUUCCCUGGAUGUUAUUAUUGUUGUUAACAUUGUAAAUGGAAUGCUGUCAGCAUGA